Molecule: messenger RNA, 1683 nt
Organism: Merops nubicus (carmine bee-eater)
Lineage: Eukaryota; Metazoa; Chordata; Aves; Coraciiformes; Meropidae
Gene: BCO1
Product: beta-carotene oxygenase 1
Exons: 11
Coding region: 103-1683 (526 amino acids)
Biological process (GO): carotene catabolic process; retinal metabolic process
Molecular function (GO): beta-carotene 15,15'-dioxygenase activity; carotenoid dioxygenase activity
Source: RefSeq, a predicted model, not a curated record
UAUGUAACAGGAAAGAGCUGUUCUCAGCCCAGACCGGAGGGGACCGCUACGGCUGCGGGAGCUGCUGGCGACUGGGCACAGGCACUAUUUGUCACGUUAGAGAUGGAUAAGCUCUUUGCUAAAAACAAAGAAGAACAUCCAGAGCCCAUAAAAGCUGAGGUGCAAGGUCAGCUGCCCACUUGGUUGCAAGGGAUACUUCUCCGAAACGGCCCAGGGAUGCACACCAUAGGGGACACUGAGUACAACCACUGGUUUGAUGGCUUGGCUCUGCUGCAUAGCUUUACAUUUAAAAAUGGUGAAGUUUACUACAGAAGUAAGUACCUCCAAAGUGACACAUACAACCGCAACAUCGAAGCAAACCGAAUCGUGGUGUCUGAGUUUGGAACUAUGGCUUACCCAGAUCCAUGCAAAAACAUAUUUGCCAAGGCAUUCUCCUAUUUGUCUCACACCAUUCCUGAGUUCACAGACAACUGCCUGAUCAACAUUAUGAAAACUGGAGAUGAUUUUUACGCUACCAGUGAGACUAACUUCAUCAGGAAAAUUAAUCCACAGACUCUAGAGACACUAGAGAAGGUUGACUACAGCAAAUAUGUAGCUAUAAAUCUGGCAACUUCUCACCCACACUAUGACAGUGCUGGAAAUACUCUCAAUAUGGGUACUUCAAUAGUUGAUAAAGGGAAAACAAAAUACGUUCUAUUUAAGAUUCCUUCCUCUGUGCCUGAAAAAGAGAAGAAGAAAUCUUGUUUUAAACAUAUUGAGGCGGUGUGCUCCAUCCCUUCCCGCUCUCUGCUCCACCCCAGCUACUACCAUAGCUUUGGGAUCACAGAAAAUUACAUUGUCUUCAUAGAGCAGCCAUUCAGACUGGAUAUUGUCAAAAUGGCAACUGCUUACAUCCGAGGAGUGAACUGGGCUUCCUGCCUUGCCUUUCACAAGGAAGAUAAGACUUGGUUUCACUUUGUAGACAAGAAGACUAAAAAAGAAGUGUCCCCCAAAUUUUAUACCAAUGCUAUGGUGUUUUUUCACCAUAUAAAUGCUUAUGAAGAGGAUGGCCACAUUAUUUUUGAUCUCAUUUCUUAUACAGACAAUAGCUUAUAUGAUAUGUUCUAUCUAAAAAAGCUGAGUAAACACUUGGAAGAGAACACCAAGCUUACCUCUGUACCAACCUCCAAACGAUUUGUUGUUCCUCUGCAGUAUGACAAGGAUGCUGAAGUAGGUUCUAAUUUAGUCACACUUCCAUCUACUGCAACUGCUGUAAAAGAGAAGGAUGGCAGCAUCUAUUGCCAACCUGAAAUACUGUGUGAAGAGAUAGAACUGCCUCGCAUCAACUAUGACUAUAAUGGCAAAAAAUACAAGUAUGUCUAUGCAACAAAAGUCCAGUGGUGUCCAGUUCCUGCAAAGAUUGUAAAAUUUAAUGUCCAGACAAAGGAAAUGCUGCAGUGGGGAGAGGACUGCUCAUGGCCAUCCGAGCCCAUUUUUGUUCCCAGCCCUGAUGCAAGAGAAGAGGAUGAUGGCGUUGUUCUGACCUGUGUUGUGAUGACUGAUCCAAAGAAGGCACCCUUCCUACUUGUCUUGGAUGCUAAAACAUUCACAGAAUUGGGCCGAGCCACCGUAAAUGUAGACAUGCAUCUGGACCUGCAUGGGAUGUUUAUACCAGAGAAAGAUUUGAAGACUGAGACUGAAUAA